AUGGACGGCUUUUGGCCACCCAGUCAUCGACGAUAUUUUGAUGUCGCAAUCAUCUGUGCACUACAGGUCGAGGCAGACGCAGCAGAGAACCUUUUCGACCAUUUCUGGGACAGGAAUGGAGACCAAUACGGAAAGGCAGAUGGAGACCAGAAUUCGUAUCGGACGGGGGUAAUCGGCAACCACAACGUAGUGUUGGCGUAUAUGCCUGGCAUGGGAAAGGGUAAUGCAGCAAGUGUCGCGGCUAGUUUUCGAUCCAGCUUCCAGGGCAUUCGACUAGCCAUCAUCCUUGGGAUAUGUGGAGGAGUUCCAAACGGGACCAAGGACGGCAUUUUUCUUGGCGACAUCAUUAUUGGCAGCGACAUCGUGAUCCAUGAUCUGGGUAGGAAACUACCCGGUUGUUUCCGCCGCAAAGAAGGAAUCACGGACCCCGCUGUGAAUCCUGAAGUUCGAUCGUUCUUGCACAAGUUGUCAAGCCAAAGGGGUCGUGGAACCCUGAAAGAAAGAACCCACUUCCACCUCAGCACCCUGCAAGGACGGGCUAACGGCUAUUGCCGCCCUAAACAGGAUCGACUCUUCGCACCAACCUACAAACACAAGCAUUAUGACACAUCAAGAUGCAAGAAGUGCAAGAAGGACAAGCAUUGUAAAAAGGCUCACGAUGCCCCAUGCGAGGCUCUAGGAUGUGACCCAGCAAAACUGAUUCAUCGGUUUCGUCCAUCGCCGAACCAGAUUAGCAUCCACUUCGGGCGGAUCGCCUCGGGAGACACAGUCAUGAAGUCUGGAGUGGAUAGAGAUAGGAUCGCCGCUCGGGAUACUAUUAUCGCCUUCGAAAUGGAGGGCGCAGGCAUUUGUAAUAACUUGCCUUGUAUUGUGGUGAAGAGCGUCUGUGACUAUGCUGACAGCCACAAAGACAAGGCUUGGCAGGAGUACGCCGCUGGGGCAGCAGCAGCGUGUAUGAAGUCUCUGCUUGAACAAUGGGCAGCUGUAGAUCAUCCCGAUGAAAGACAUGAGAUUCACAAGGUACCAGUACAGGUAGCCGAGCUAUGCAGUUUCAAUAAUUUACCGCAAACUCCCUCAACAAAUGGUGACGAGGCAAACAAUUCGCAGAGGUAUCAUGAAGAGGCAAGUACAGAUAUAUUGAAAGUUUUGUCCACAACUAAAUCGAACUUCAAGAGUGCGAUCGACUGUCUGAAGGAAUUUCGAAAUUCUUUACCUCGAGAUACUGAUCUCAAAAGAAUAUUGAAAAAUCAGCGCCUGAUUAUGACCGAUAUCUUGGAAUAUCUGGAAACGGACAUCUCAGUCUCGGUCGACGAGCAUCUUGGUUCAUCGAAGGAAAUUUGUCUACAGCUAGUAGUGGAAAUUGAGAGGAAGCUGGAAGAAAUUAAAAUCAUCACGAAAAGUCUUCCUGCUACCACCAAGGCUAAAGUCCAGUCUGAAAGUCCACUCAAGGAUGCUGUGGAAGACCUAGGUUCCAUUAUUGGAGUCCUUCGAUCUGAAAUUUCUCGAGAAAAAACUCCUCGAUCAUCGGAUGAAGCGAGACUGACCAGGACUUUCAAAGAGCACCGCGAAUUUCAGCACUUUCGCAUUGUUCAACAAGCUGCUUGCAAUCUCUACGAUGCCUUUAGGACAGCUUGCCAUGCCCACUCUGUCCAUGAUGUGCAUCUGUCUCUCAAACCGGACCUCAGUGGAACUUUGACCCAGGUGCGGUUCAACUUAGCCUUAAUCCAGGACCCCAGUGUCACGACUACGGGAAAGGCAGUAUGGAUUAGUGUGGAGUCAAUUAUCAAACCCAGCGAUGAUAGCUUCCAGUCAGCGUUCUCGACAUUUUCAACAACAUCUACUUCACAAAAGCGUUCGAGAGUAUGCGAAGAAGGACCUUGUCCACCGAGGAUAAAACGCGUACAAUUUCAACAAUUGGAGGCCAUCUCGGGGCCUGUGCAAGCACCCUAUCAAGAGAAAACCACUAUCGCAAUUCCCAAUCUUUUCUUCCAGCGCAAUCUCUGCACUCUCGUUCAGAGGUCUCUCUGUCAAGGAGGCUCUGGGGGCUGCAUCGGACUGCUCAGAGACGAUGACACAUGCAAACACUUGGCCUACAUCGACACUCAAACAAACAGCGGCACCACAUCUACUUCAUCACUCGCCCAAUUAAUAUCCCGCUCAGCAUCAAAGCCUACCAGAGACAUGGGUCCCUACGAGUGCGUUCAACUAGCAAAACACCUGGCCACAGCCGUCCUCUACUACCACGCUACCCCCUGGCUCCAAAAGGCAUGGCGAAGCAACGAUGUCCAUUUUUGGGGGGACCACGAGUCCCUCCUCCAGCAGACUCGACAGGCAUUGCCAUACAUCACGACGUCAAUCCAAGCCUCAGCCUCCAUGGACAGCACAAACACGGAAUCAGUUGUUUACCGCCAACUCAUACGAAACCCAGUACUCUUCGGCCUUGGCAUUAUGUUCAUCGAGCUCGCACAUCAAGUUCCCAUCACAGCUCUCGAAGAACGCGUUGACCAGGUCAACGGGGGGACGAGAGACUUUGUGGAAUAUUUCACCGCAGACCGGUUAGUUAAACAUAGCAACCAGAUCGUGAGCAAUGGUUUUCGGGAAAUCAUUAGGAAAUGCCUGCAUUGUGACUUUGGUCACAAUAGUGAUUUUUCGAGUCCGGCGCUUCAAGAGGCGUUUCAUCGGGAUGUUAUCGUAGGUCUCGAGAAUCUGGAGAGGCGUCUUCGGGAUUUGCAGCUUAAUGAUGUGUGA
This is a messenger RNA of Aspergillus welwitschiae, 2748 nucleotides long. Its product is annotated as 5'-methylthioadenosine/S-adenosylhomocysteine nucleosidase family protein. The transcript is spliced from 3 exons. The record is from RefSeq and is a predicted model, not a curated record. NCBI's taxonomy places the organism in Eukaryota, Fungi, Ascomycota, Eurotiomycetes, Eurotiales, Aspergillaceae. Gene Ontology annotation, molecular function: catalytic activity. Gene Ontology annotation, biological process: nucleoside metabolic process. The coding region runs from base 1 to 2748 and encodes 915 amino acids.